Molecule: messenger RNA, 1275 nt
Organism: Closterium sp. Yama58-4
Lineage: Eukaryota; Viridiplantae; Streptophyta; Zygnematophyceae; Desmidiales; Closteriaceae
Source: the annotation of a GenBank genome assembly
AUGUGUAACACGGUGUGGUUCUUUUCGGAAUCGCAAUGCGCGGGCGUCGCGACGGGGAUCGAGCUCCCGGACGGCCCGCAGCACGCGAGUCCGCGCAACUACAGCUACGGGUUCACCGUGAAAAGGAACGUUCGUGGUCCGCUAGCGUCAGUGGCUUCCGUCGGCUGCUCCUACAGUAAAACCCCCCAAAUGGAUCAGGCACUUGUCGUUAUCACCAUAUUAUUUAUCUCGGCCGGAAAGGCCACCGUAGCAGCAAGCUUCGAUCCAGCAACUCAAAUCACUCUGUACAACCAGCCGCGCUUCUUCAACUCUCCAGUCACGCUCAGCGAGUUCAUCGUCCGACCAGACCCGCAGGUCGCGUGCUACAAUCUCCCCUCCGCCUUCUCCAAAACCAUAGGCUCCGCAAAAAUCGCGUGGAGCACGAGGACUGCGAGCGCGACACGUGUCAGCUGCAGCACUGUAUGGUUCUUUCCUGGGUUGAAAUGCGCGGGGACACCCAAGGGAGUGCCGCGGCCUGCGACUGUAUCAAACGCGUCUUCUUCUUUGAGCUUCAUAAGCGUACUAGCCGAGCCAGUGAGGUCAGCAGCCUCCUUCGCAUGCUCCUAUGACAGGAACCCUUGUGCAGUUAUCUCAUGCCCUGCCAAUACCACAUGCACUUCCUAUGGCAACACAGCACACGCAUGCCCGUGCAGCCCUGGGUUCACUCGAGUCAACGGCAACUGCGUUGACAAGUGCACGGCCAGGAAUUGCCCGGCAAACUCCUCCUGCUAUCUCCGUGGGGGUGCAGCAGAGUGCGUGUGCAAGCGCGGGUUCGUUCAGCAAUCCAACGGCUCCUGUGCGCCGCAGCCCGACCAUGAUGAGUGGCUGGGAUCGCAGAACGAGGCCAGAGCGUCCGUUGGGUCACCGUUGCUCGUUUGGAAUGACACCUUGGCAGCAGCAGCACGGGCAUGGGGGACCAAGCUAACGUCCACAUCCUGUUACAACACCUCCCUGGAGAAAGGAGUUCCCUAUGGUCAGAACACUCUGGCUGCAUACGGGUUUGCUCCACGAGACACCGUCAACGUGUGGAUGUCCGGAAGGCUGAGCUACACUCGUGCUGAGUUCCCUAAUGGCUGCAAGAACGGGCAACUUCGGAACUGCAUACACUUCCUCAGGGCGGUGUGGAACACGACCAAGAGUGUGGGCUGCGCUGCAGUGCCCUGUACGGAGGAAUGGAGCACCUACAUCUGCAACUACUACCCAAUGGGAGGCAUCGCAGGAACUUGCCCUUACUGA